GAUCUAUUUUAUUUUGUCGUAAAUUUUUAUACAUAAAUAUUAUUACUUAUAAUAGACUUUAUAUAAUGGAUAUAAAAAUGAAGUUAUUGAUUCUAAUUUUACUGAUAUCUUCAACAACAGCUGUAACGGCGCAAUUUGGUGAAGAAAGGCAGGAAGAAACUAAUAACAACGUUAGAUCCCGAUUCGAUCAAACAGAAGGUAGAACAAAUACAAAUAGUAAGGGAUUCGGAAUUAGCGGAAGCAGUUCUGGACAGAAAGGUUUGGAGUCAUCUUCGAUGCGUGGUAGUUCUAGAUCUCAUUAUAAACACAGAAAAUAUGGACAUCUCAAAGCUAAAGGCCAAUUCCGUUCACGUGGAAUCGGUAGACACGGUAUCGUGUCAUCAGAAUCUACAUAUUAUGUAAUUGAAGGCAAAUUCGAUAGAUAUGGUCGAAAGAGACCUACUAAGUCGAAAUUCAAAACUCGUGGAAAAGAGAAGAAAUAUUCUAAAAAAAUUGUUGAUAAUCAAUUCGAUAUUAAAGGUGGUUUAAUUGAAGAACGUAAAUAUAAACGAACUGGUGAUUAUCAAGCGAAUGGUACUCAUGCUUAUAUCCAAGUUGGAGCUGAACAACAUGAUUCUUCAAAUGUAAAAACAGAAAAUAGAGAAAGUAAACAUUCACAAAAGAACAAGCAAUUUGAUCUUAAUCUUAACAAUAACGUAACCAAUAAAAGUUUAAAUUUACGACAUCAAAAAUAAAACAUUUCAACAAUUUUAGGUAUAUAAUUUCUAUUAGACUAUAAUAAACGUAAUAUCGAUUUUCAUGUUAAUAACCUUUUGAUAUUAUAAUUUAUUGAUUCGUUUUGAUCUUCACACAUUAUUGAUAAAUAAUAAAAUCUACUAUUUCUACAUUGCAAGC
Molecule: messenger RNA, 894 nt
Organism: Schistosoma rodhaini
Lineage: Eukaryota; Metazoa; Platyhelminthes; Trematoda; Strigeidida; Schistosomatidae
Source: the annotation of a GenBank genome assembly